This is a messenger RNA of Cylindrotheca closterium, 3654 nucleotides long. The record is from the annotation of a GenBank genome assembly. Lineage: Eukaryota; Bacillariophyta; Bacillariophyceae; Bacillariales; Bacillariaceae.
AUGAUCCGAUACAAAGGAGGCACGAUGAUGUACGACAGGGUGGCUACUUUAUUUGGCAGAAUCGCCACGAUUCUAAACGGGUUCAACCAUGAGAAUCCCCCGCCAACCAACCUAUCAGACUUGGCAGGAGUAGCAUUCCAAGCCUUCACACAAGAAAUCAAGGACGUUGGGGCUGAACACCUAGAGACAGGAGCAGCAGGACCACUACUUAUGGACUACCCCAGCAACCUGUCUCGAAUGCACCGCCUACGCGAACGAGCAGAGAAAGAAGAGAAGCGAAUCAAGCAAAUUGUGGGAAUUGCAAACAGCACAGGACAAAUCAGACCCAACAGAAGCUACAUUCCAGGACAAUCCGCACCACCAAGACCAGGAGGAAGAGUCUUCGUGGGAUUCCACCAACUAAAAUUCCACGAUUGGAUGUUCGAAGAACAUGGAAAGACAGUAAUCAAACAAAAAGCACCAGUGCAGAGGCGUACAGACAUGAUAGAAUGGAAUGCAGACGAACACUUGGAGGAACUCGAGUCACAGGUGCAAUACAGAGAUUGUCCGAGCGAAUGGCAGCCCAUAUUCGACGCAAUCUUGAAGGAAUACUGGGACGUCUUUGCCAAAGAAGGGAUGCAAAAACACAUCCUAGGCUACGAAUUCAACAUCGACACAGGCACCAUUCCCCCCGUGUGCUGCAAGCAACCGAGAUACGGACCGCACGAAAGCCGGGUAAUGACAAACCUGGUGGAACAACUAGAGAGCAAAGGACUCAUCGAGGACGACUUUGGGCCAUGGGGAGCGCAAGUAGUCCUGGCAGCAAAACCAAACCAAGGACACGUCCACUGGUCCCAAUACAUCUUCCGAUUAUGCGUGUCAUACCGCAAACUGAAUGCAGUCACGAGACCAUUCCACUUCUACAUCCUGAGAUGUGACGAUGCAGUGGAUACAGUUGGAGAUGCAAAGUUUUUUAUCACAAUGGAUUUGGACGCAGGCUACUGGCAGAUCAAGAUGGCUGCCUCAUCAAAAGAGAAAACGGCGUUCUUCGUACCAGACGGCAAGAAGCACUUCCUAGUGAUGCCAAUGGGGAUACUAAGCGCCCACGCAUUCUUUGUCUGUGUAACCAUUCAAUUCAAGAAAGAAUGGCACGAGUUGUACAAACGAGACCCAAAAGCAGCACUACAAAAACUACUGGACAUCAUCAACAAGCACAGAGCGGCCAUCACGCUGAUCCUGGGCGAAAGCGCCGUCAAGGACAUUGAAGCAAAAGUGGCGAUCGCUCUAUUAGAAACGGACCCAAAUGCAUCAGUAAUCGUUGACGACAUCAUGCUAUUCGACACCAACAUCUUAUCACUGAUCGCAUACUUUGUAGCCACACUUGAAAUCCUCCAACGAUACCGAGUGUCCGUCAACCUAAGAAAUACGAGGUUCCUACCAGCACGGGCAGAAUUUGUGGGACGUGACCUACUGCCCAAUGGAAACACCCCGGCACAAUCCAAGUACUCGACAGUCGAAAAGCUAUGCCCACCAGCAUCAUACUCGGACAUCCAGAUGAUCAACGGACUAUUUGGAUGCUACUCCCAAUGGAUACCACAUCUAGAGGAAAAGAUCCAACGAUGGAGGACCAUGGUGAUGGACAAACCAAAGCCCGGAGAAUGCACAAAAGAAGAGGAAGCAGAACAAGUGAAAGCACAAUGGGAGCCACAGGACAACAAAACGCUGGACGAACUCAAGCAAGCUAUUGUCACAGGACCAAUAUCGAAGAGACCCAAUCCAAAGAGACAAUUCUACUUGAAAACGGACUGGUCAAGCAACGCCAUGGGAGCGGUCCUCCCACAAGCGGACACGACAGAAGAAGCAGAGGAAUCAAUGAGGAAAGAGAUCGAAGGAGGAAAAUGCGAGUUUGACAAAUCAAUGUCAAAACUCAGACUCAGACCCAUAGCAUUCAUAUCGAGAAUAUGCAAGGGCAAAGAGCGAGACUGCCAUUCCUUUGUGGGAGAAGCAGUAACAGGUCGAUGGGCGAUGAAGAAGUUCCGACAAUGGCUCAUCGAAAAAGAAUUUACGUGGAUCACGGACUGCAGCGGACUAACCAAGUUCUUUGAAGGCGAAUACGACAUCACACACACACUACAACAGUGGAAACUAGAGAUAUUGACAUUCAUCUUCACUAUAGUUCACAGACCAGCGAAGAUGCUCACAGAAUGCGACCUCCUGUCAAGAUACGAGGGCAUCCUAAGCACAUGGAGGAAUACGGAAGAAGCCCACACAGACAACCCGAUCAUUGCUGCGGCAUGGAAACUCAGAGAAGACGAAGCCCCGCCCUGGUCCAGACAGCACCUACUACCCACUGUGAAAGGCGACCGGAUUACAACACGAACAGAACUAGCGCAAAUAUGCGACACAGCAAGAGCAAAAUGGAUCAUCGGAAGAUCCCUAGACACCAUUGUGGACAGCUUCGAACUACUUGGAGGAACCAUCAUGCUAACAGCUAGCACCAGCGAGGAGGAAUAUUGGCAGCUACAACACGACAUACCAAACAUUGAAACGUUUGCCAAAAGGCUGGUCAACAACACAGCACAACCGCCAGUAGAAUGGUUGAUUGUAACCAACAUGGAAAAAUACAACUCAACAACCUCGGAGGCCCUUCGCACCAUCAUCAGAAAAGCAACGACACAGGGAGCAACACAAUGCAUACUCAUGUGGACAGGAAAGCCACCCGGCAAGAUCAUCGACGAAUGGGAACAAUACAUCAAAAGAGAAACCAGAGACAGAACCGACCUACAAACCGCGACACGCACAGCCAGAGGCAGCACAGCACAAGCAGACAUAGACACCGAACACACCAUCAUACUCACAGCCGGGAGAAGAGUGACGGAGGCAUGGAGCAGAAGUUUAGUCGAUGAAGAUCCAUACGCACAGCCAGGAACAAUCGAAAACGCUAUGGACGCACCAAACGAAAGCUACACGGGAUAUUUCAACGUGGCAAGGCUAGGACAAAACAGAGUCCACACGGUCAACUCACAAGGACACACACAAGAACAUGAGAUCUACGAUACCACCGAAAUCUCCCCCAGCUUCCACACAACACCCAUGAUCUCAGCGCAAGGCACAAUAGCAAUCGCAACCAAUGACGCAGAGGUAACAUCACCGGUCCAAACGAUCAGACCUUGGGAAGCCCUCAGCCUGUUUGGUUUCACAAAAGAGGACAGCAGAAAACUGUUGUUUGAGGAGAAACUCAGUUGGAGAGAGACAAAAGAAACAAUGAAGAGCAUAGCACCACAACAGGUGUGGCAGCAAGUGUUCACGUACAGCAUGUGCAAAAACAUUCAGCGACAACACCUAUCGGACAAAACAGAACACAAAUUCUUGACAAUGUACGCAAGACCAAAACAUGCUAAGAAACACCUAACAGCGAUAGUCAGCAGAUCCAUCAACCCAUUCACAACGCUACCGAUCCCAACAGGAGAAGACUGGCGAGAGAAAUGCAACGGAGACCCAGACAUCAGCCACAUCAUCAAGGCAAUCCGCAACAACAAAAAGGUAGACAGAUCAAAGCUCACAAACCCAACGUAUGCCUCAGAACUCAACAGAGAUAAGCUAGAGAUUGAAAACGGCAUCCUCCUAUACCAAUUAAAAGAACCGAAGUCGGCACCAAUGCGUCAACUACGAUGA